AUGAUUAGUCCUAUUCUAGUUGGCAUCACUUGCAUUUUCGCACAAGUUGCGGCCCAGUGGACUUGCGGCGGGUCCAGCUAUACUCCAGGUUCGGUCAACUUCACACAGACGUGCUACGACGCUGUGCAGAAAUGCAUCAACCAAUUCGCUGUGAAUGCCAGCCUGGUAGAUUGCCAAGAUUCGGCAGGCAACCUCUACAUGCAGCAACAGGCAUCUGGGGGCAGCAACAGCGACUAUACGAGUGCCUUUGAAGACAUUCUUGAGUUUUGUCUCCUUGACGGAUGGACGACGGGCACCUGGGAUGAUGGGAGUGAUGGGCAAUGGUACUGGAUGGCAGCCGAGGCUAGGUGCUACUCAGCAAGCGGAAUCAUUGGGACGACUGGCCCUGGAUUCUGUAUUCAAGACCGGACGGACACGGUUCUCAAUGGCUGUUACCCUCAGCCUGAAGCCAACUCUGGCGCACUGCAAGUUCCGCGUACGACGAAGACUCCCAACGGCUUUACUUCAUCCGGCCGCGGAUGGAACUCGUGGGGAAUCCAAGCGCUCUCUAGUCCCACGUCAGUCAUACCAGACUGGACAGGCCUGAAUCAAAAGAGUGUUCUUGACCAGUGCAGCGUGCUCGCUGGGUCUAAUUUUCGCGCAAUGGGCUACGACCUUUGCAGCUUGGAUGCAGGAUGGUCUACGAAUGACGUCGAUGAGCACGGGCGCAUUCAAUACAACGAUGAACUAUUCGACCUACCACAGCUCGCGCAGCAGCUUCAUGGGAUGGGACUGAAGCUGGGUGUGUACGUGAUCCCUGGAGUCCCCUGUGGUGCGGCUAACCACACAAUCAAGGGCACGAAUAUUCAUAUCAGGGAGGUGCUAAAUGGUAAUAAUGACGGGCUUGAUUACUGCGACUGGGACUUUUCAAAGGAUGGGGUGCAGCAGUGGCACGACUCCUUGAUCGAACUCUGGACAUCCUGGGGCGUGGACAUGAUCAAGCUUGACUUCGUCACACCGGGGAGCCCGUGGAAUGGGGCGAACCUGAUGUGCAACACCAGUCCAGUAGCUGAGGCCUACCAUAAGGCGAUCCGAAAUUCUGGUGCCCAAGUCCGGCUGGACCUCUCGUGGAAGCUGUGUCGCAACGAGACAUAUUUGCCUGUAUGGAGCUCCCUUGCGGAGUCAAUGCGGACGGAUCAGGAUAUCAACAAUUACGGAACCAAUACCUUCCUUGCCUGGCAAGUGGUCCAACGCGCAAUUGACAACUACCGCCAGUACAUCUCGCUGCAGAAGCAGCGAAAUGUUCCUAUCACAAUCCACCCAGAUAUGGACAAUCUGUUUGCAUGCAACCCGCAGAACCUGACGGGUGUGAGUGAUAAGGAGCGUGUCACCGUCAUGAACCAUUGGCUUGGCGCAGGCGCCAAUCUGGUUCUUGGGUGUGAUCUACGCCACAUCGAUGAAUUGGGCAUGAAACUGCUCACAUCCACUCAAAGCGUAGCAUUCGCCAACUUUGCCGCCCAAAAUCCGAUGCAACCGCGGAACCCGGGGACAGGUAACAAUCUGGCGCAGCAACUGCAAGCUUGGAUAGGCGGUCCAGAUGAGACGGACAAGGCCUAUAUUUUACUCGUCAAUUACGGACCAGAUCAGGGCAGUGGAGGUUUCGGCGAGACGGUUGCCAUCGACACUAAGAGUUCGUCUCUAGUCCUCUCCGCCGCCAGCAACAAAUUCACUAGACCUCACCGCCCAGGUUAG
This is a messenger RNA of Penicillium daleae, 1731 nucleotides long. Its product is annotated as glycoside hydrolase family 27 protein. Gene Ontology annotation, molecular function: hydrolase activity, hydrolyzing O-glycosyl compounds. The transcript has 2 exons. The record is from RefSeq and is a predicted model, not a curated record. The coding region runs from base 1 to 1731 and encodes 576 amino acids. Gene Ontology annotation, biological process: carbohydrate metabolic process. NCBI's taxonomy places the organism in Eukaryota, Fungi, Ascomycota, Eurotiomycetes, Eurotiales, Aspergillaceae.